AUGAGAGCGCUAGACAUUCAGCCAGACCCAUCUCCUCUUCAGCAGAUAUGCCUAUCGCAAAGUGACCCUCUCCAGCUGGUCAGCCCUGACUCCGUUGACCCGGACAUUCGCAACAGAGAGCGCAUCAAUUAUCGCCGCGCCCUUGACCAAAGAUGUCCUCGAGAAUCCUGGGUUCAUGACUGCUAUCUUGCGGCUAGUCCUUACCCAAUAUUCAUGAAUGAAGCACAUAAUACCCAACUUCAGAAGCUACAUGCAGCACUUGUACUCGCUAUCACGAAUAUCUUAGAACGAUGGUGGACUGACUCUGCCGCCAAUUUCCCUGCCAGGAUGCCACUGGAGCCUCAAGAAGAAGAUCUUUUACAGUGGAUUGAGAACGACGCUGCAGACUUCGUCAAGCCUAUUAAGGAGUGUCUCGGAUCGUGGCGAUCAGAUUUCCUGGUCGAGGAAGCAAGUCCUUCUACUUCAAUAGAGAAUUUCCGCAUAUGCGAAAUCAACGCCAGGUUUAGCUUCAACGGCUACUUGCUGCUGACAUACGGACAGGAUGCUAUACUUCAUGUCGGCGAACAUAAAUCUGAAUUUGGCAGGGCAGCAGAUCCCGAACGAUUUAUUAACGGACUAUUCGGCCUAUUUGACAUUGAACGUCCGCUGUAUAUACUCAAAGGCGAGGAGCAUGGCCAUGACGUCUACAUGUUCUCUGCAUAUGUGAAGAAAGUGACCGGCUCUCCCGUAAUUUUCGUUCGACCCAGUGAGCUAAGACUUAUUCCUUGCUCCGAUGCCCCAUUCGGAAAACGACUUUGUCGAGUUGUCAAGAAAGACUCUUCGGACGACACCAACCAUGGUAAUGGUAAUAUAAGAACGAUCCACCCUAAGACCUUCAUGCACGAUGGAGAGUUAGUUGAAGAAGUUACCCAGGUAGGCAUGGAACUGCACCAGCGCGAACUUCGGGCAUUGCCUCUGGAGAUGCUAAAGCAUAUCUCUCUCCGCUGUUUUAACGAUAUGAGAACAAUCUUCCUUGUGCAUGAUAAGAGAAUGCUGGGUAUAGUUCUUCAGGAACUUGAAUCUUUAGUUCAUAAGCAUGGCAUCCUCACCCAAGAACAAGCAGAAAUAUUACGCAAGGGAAUCGCUACGACGCUGCUACCAGGCUCUCCGGAACUUGAUCAUUACUAUCACCAAUGCAAGGCAACCCCAGGGCUAAAGGAUGAUUUCCUACUAAAGCCAGUGAGGAGUGGUAAAGGGGCCGGGAUUCUCUUCGGCGACGAGCUACCCACUGAAGCAUGGCUGGAGAAGCUUGAAAGAUCUAGAAGCCCAGCUCUCGUCCCUGGACAGACGACUUACGUUGUACAGCGUCACGUCAAACAGCCCCGAUACGAUAUACUGUUUGGUGAGCAGGACAAGAAACAGCAAAACUAUCUCAUAGGCACGUACCACUCCAUCAAUGGGCAUUUCCUUGGAAUAGGUAUAUGGCGAAGUGGCCCUGGUAGAAUCUGUGCAGUCAGUCGUGGUGGUAUUUGGUUGGUCUCUGUAUUAUCACCAAAGUAA
This is a messenger RNA of Microsporum canis CBS 113480, 1539 nucleotides long. RefSeq lists its product as hypothetical. The record is from RefSeq and is a predicted model, not a curated record. NCBI's taxonomy places the organism in Eukaryota, Fungi, Ascomycota, Eurotiomycetes, Onygenales, Arthrodermataceae. The transcript is spliced from 3 exons. The coding region runs from base 1 to 1539 and encodes 512 amino acids.